AUGAUUGGCCUCAAGGCCUGCCUCACGGCCCUGGCGGCGCACGGGGUCCUCAGAGGCGUCUCCGCCGCCCCGGGGUUCGCAUCGGCGCCACCCGACGAGUUCCUCCAGCCCGGCGUCGACAGGGCAAACUGUCUCGGCUUCCGCGAGGCCCUGCCGGGCGACACGUGCAUCUCCCUGGCCCUCGCCUCGGGCAUACCGCUGGAGCGCUUCCUCCAGAUCAACCCGCAGAUCGGGCGGGUCGAGGACUGCCCCGGCCGGCUGCUCGCGCACUUUUACUACUGCGUCUCGUCCAAGCUCGACGGCGACGCCUUCAGCUACGCCCACCUCGCGCCCCUCACCGACCCGGGCCUGCAGACCCUGCCGCCGCCCAGCGCCACCUCAGCAGCCGCCGCCGCCGCCCCGACCCGCACCCCGGCCUUCCGCGCCGGGAUCCUGCAGGUGCUGCCGACCGCCGCGCCCGAGGGGGCCAAGCCGCCGCCGGACCUGCAGUGCGACGACGUGGGGUCCGACGCCGUCCAGAACCAGUGCUACAAGACGGUGGCCAAGUACGGCCCCACGGCCCGCGCGCAGGUGUCCGAGUGGUGCCGGACCUUCCUCUGGUCCGAGGUCUCGGAGCUCCGGUUCGACCGCUGGGACCCGUUGCUGCAAAUCCCGGAAACGGCGGGCUGGCGCGGGCGCUCCGCCUGCAGCAGAAAGUACAACGGCUACCCGGCUGCCAUGAGCACCUUUUGCUGGUGCCUGCGCGAGAACAAGUAUCCCGCGCCCACCUGGGCCCUGAAGGGGAACCCCUGCGCGAGCCCCAAUCAAAAGGCCUGUGAUCCCCCUCCUUGA
Molecule: messenger RNA, 831 nt
Organism: Pyricularia oryzae 70-15
Lineage: Eukaryota; Fungi; Ascomycota; Sordariomycetes; Magnaporthales; Pyriculariaceae
Exons: 1
Coding region: 1-831 (276 amino acids)
Source: RefSeq, a predicted model, not a curated record